This is a messenger RNA of Aspergillus bombycis, 351 nucleotides long. Its product is annotated as putative ubiquitin-protein ligase Ufd4. The record is from RefSeq and is a predicted model, not a curated record. NCBI's taxonomy places the organism in Eukaryota, Fungi, Ascomycota, Eurotiomycetes, Eurotiales, Aspergillaceae. The transcript is spliced from 2 exons. Bases 1 to 351 code for a protein of 116 amino acids.
AUGUCCUCCAGGAUUACUCGCUCAGCCGCGAGACUAGCUGCAGAACCCCCUCCGCCCGCCACCUCAGGUCCCACUCCUGCGAUUCCCGCCGCUGGUUCGGCUCCAAGUCGGAAGCGUAAAGCCCACACACGAAGCGAUCGGUCCGUGGAAGCCCCCGGACAGCCGAAUCCUCCGUCUCCCCCACGGAGAGCCAAGAAACAGCGGCGUGCAGCUUCCCCCCAACCGGCGGCCGCCUCUGCUCCUCCCCGCCGUUUCAUCCUCACAUCCAACGGAGGAGCCCUCAAGGAACCAGCCGUCACCUCCGACAUCCAGAAGAAAAUCGAGCAGAAAUGGGAAGGUGUCACAAGGUAA